Molecule: messenger RNA, 414 nt
Organism: Pocillopora damicornis (cauliflower coral)
Lineage: Eukaryota; Metazoa; Cnidaria; Anthozoa; Scleractinia; Pocilloporidae
Product: elongator complex protein 6
Biological process (GO): tRNA wobble uridine modification
Cellular component (GO): elongator holoenzyme complex
Source: RefSeq, a predicted model, not a curated record
AGAAAGUUUUUGCUGAUAACAGAUUGUCAAAAUGAUGGAAGCUUUCUCAUUCAUCAUUUUUUAUCCUUGUACAUCAAAGGAGGUUUCAAAGUACUUUUCAUUGCCUUGGUCCAGUCUUUUUCUCAUUACAGUAAUGUUGCACAGAAAUUGGGUAUAAACCUCAGCAGUAUCUGUGAGAGUGGCCAGGUGACAUAUGUCGAUGGCUUAAGUUGUAUAUCUGAAGCUUUAGCUGAUGAAAGUCAACAAGAUGCCCUCAAAAACUCACAUAGUAACACAGUAGGAAAUGAAAAUGCAGAUCACAGCAACCCUUUUAAAAAUGUCAGAGCCCCAACAUUUACUCUUCAACCAUUAUACAACAGAAUCAAGUCAUCUUUGGGUACUGAAACAAAGCCCUGUUUGCUGCUGAUUGAUGAU